CAAGUCCGGCGCACCUUUCAGCAUAAAUAAAAAUUUGUUCGUCACUUUUCUUGGGAAGUAAACAAAACAUUAUCUGUGUUGUUGAUACUUGACGUUGUAGUUGCAAUUUAUUAGUCGUACGGUGGCCGACGUUGGUGUUUAUUGAUCUUGAUUCAAAGUUGCUUGCCAUUCAAAGUACGUAUCUGCACAGAGCGAGAAGCUCUGUCCUCUACAUCCUGCUGAGUAGUCAUACGGCCGUCGAGAAACAUUAUUACACCUAUCAAAUAAAGCUGGUCGCGCGAGGGGCUGAGACUCAGUUGAGUGAAUGCAUUCGUGCAGAUCGGUUCGCGAGUUUGUUUUUUCCCCUUUAGUUUGUAGUGUACUCGUAAUGCGUUUUUUUUGCUGUCGACAUUGCCGUCGGUCGUUUUUAUGUACGGUUUCUUAAAAUUUAAUAAACUUGGUAUGUCUGUUCGCUUAAUGCAAAGCUAGAGUUAACCAGAUUUCAAUGAAAAUAAGUGUUGGUGGUUUAUUGUAUGUUUCAAGUGCUUAUUUGAAUAUUUUAUGUUGUGUAUCGAAAACUGGAAUUAGUAUCAAUUAUUACGUAGGAAAAAUUGAUAAUAUCGUGCAUUACCAAAUUUUAAUACGAAGCAAAAUAUGAAAUAUCAAAUUCCAAAUCUAAAGAUGCAACAUCUGGGAUCGCGGGUAGGUGGCAUGCUGGUGAUUGUGUUACACUUAGUUGCUUUUCAAUUUGCGGAAGGAGUGCAUUCAAAUUAUCUACAGCAUGACGUUAAACAUAUACUCGACGGAAGGCAUUGUAGUCAUCAGCAUCCUAAAGCUCAUGAGGUAGUACACGGUGUACAGCUCGAGCCGCUUCAUGUAAUACGAAAACGUAGCAUUGAUCAACCACUACGAAUAUUACUAGUUUACGAUGAAUCUGUGUACCGACUGGAUUCCGACAAAUUCGCGCUUAUCAACGAUACAAUACUUCCGGAAGCUGUACGAUUCUGGGAACAAGCGUUGAUGGUGCGUCAAACUAAAGAGAUAAUAAGACUGAAUCGAAAGUGCGAAAGUAGCCAGGUGUUCGUGAAAAAUUCCCUCACCUAUUGCAUUGAUUCUUGUAAACCAGUUACGCUUUGCGGCGAGGUGCAAGUUCCAGAAGAUCACCUGGACGUUUGCCGCAUUUGCAAUUCGACAGGACAAGACUGCCGAGACGAUGAUAGCACUGCAGCAGGAUCAGGAAUCUCGAAUGCCGAUUUUGUGUUCUACGUAUCCGCCCGGCAAUCUGAGCGUUGCCAUAAAGGUCUCACGGUGGCAUAUGCAGCUCAUUGUCAGCAGGAAGCCGCGCUAGAUCGACCCAUUGCGGGUCAUGCGAAUCUUUGCCCUGAAAGUAUUAGUAUAAAACCGCAGGAACUGCAGACGCUUUUAUCCACUGUAAAGCAUGAAAUAUUACAUGCCCUUGGGUUUUCCGUGAGUUUAUACGCUUUCUUCCGAGACGAUGAAGCCAACCCUCGCACUCCGCGGAAGCCGGACACAGGAAAACCGUAUCUCAAUGAGAAAUUGCAAAUUCACCAGUGGAGUGAUCAGACUAUUAAAAAGAUAACACGAAACGAUUGGGCUGUGCGAGGAGGUUAUAUCAACAGGACGAUUGAUAUGAUGGUAACACCGCGGGUGACUAAGGAGAUUAGAGACCAUUUUGGUUGCCAAAAGCUUGAAGGGGCUGAGUUGGAAGAUCAGGGAGGCGAAGGAACUGCAUUGACACACUGGGAGAAACGUGUACUUGAGAAUGAAGCAAUGACAGGAACACACACGCAAAGUUCAGCUUUCUCAAGAAUCACGCUUGCAUUGAUGGAAGAUUCGGGAUGGUAUAAAGCAAAUUAUAGCAUGGCAUCACCACUGACUUGGGGUCGAGGAUUAGGUUGCAACUUUGCUAUGAAAAGCUGUAAAGAUUGGAUAACAACGAACAACGCAAGGGGUCGCUCUAUACAUCCAUUCUGUGCGAAAGUGAAACGUGAUCCACUACAAACCGAGUGUACUGAUGAUCGUAGCUCGGUAGCUCUAUGCAACUUAAUCCGUCACGAGAGUGUCUUACCGCGGCAAUAUCAAAAUUUUGAUUCCCUUGCACACGUGCCGAAUGGCGAUGAAACAUUUUUUGGAGGAUCGGUUUCAUUGGCAGACCAUUGUCCAUAUAUACAGGAGUUCACUUGGAGAAGUAGGAACGUUGUUGUAAGAGGUUCACAAUGUCAAUUUGAAGACAACAAUCCGAAACCGGAGAAAAAUUUUGCUCUGGAGUCAUACGGCCCUGAGUCGAAGUGCUUCGAUCAUAGCGAACACAUGUGGGAGGAAAGGUCUUGCCGGCAAACUCGUGAAUGGCAGCAUUGGGGGUCUGGAUGCUAUCAGUAUAAAUGCGAAAGAGGACGUCUACAUAUUAUUAUCGCUAACUUUUCAUAUGAAUGUUUUUACGCUGGUCAGCAGUUGAGCGUGCGUCUUAUGGCCGGUGGCUGGUUGCAUAAAGGGGCUGUAAUAUGUCCUUCGUGUAAAGAACUGUGCAACGCAGAAUUUGAACAACGAGGAGAAAGAUGUAAAACCAGUGAAGAUGCACCAUUGUCCGGCUAUUAUCCGAAACAUCAGUUGAAGUGUAGUGCAGCUACGAUAUCGUGUAUAAAUAAUAAUCUCCUUACUUCGAUUCUAGCAUUUGUUUGCAGUAUGUCAAUUAUUUUGCGACUAGGAAGAUGAAUUCCGUUUAAAUUCGAUACGUUUGUACAAUUUUAACACUAAUUUAUGCAAGUCUAACAUCAUGUGAUAAUGUGUUUGUGUUUAUUUUUCGUUUUAUGUGCACAACAGAUGCUUUUAUUUAGAUAUAACUUUUUGUAGUCGCUGGAUGUAAAUACGCAGUUUUUUUGUAAAUAGAGUACUUGUGAUCAAAAUGUAAGAAAUUUUACAAAGUAAAAAAUUGUACAUAGUUAGGUAUCGGAAUAGAUUCAACCUUUAAAUGAAAAAGACAUCGAGAUAGAUCUCACUCUGAUAAUUUCAUUCAGAACCACGCAAAUUAGUUUGUAAGUAGCAAGUUUUUCAAUUAUUAUUUUUAGUCUAGUACAAGUGUCAACUGGAAGUCGAUUGCUUCCCCAUACUAUCGUAUGGGUGAAGUGUUCCUUAAUUUGGUGCCGUCAUAGUUUGAGUUAAUCAAGUGAGUAGGGUAGAAAUCGGAUGUUAAACUGCCAAAGUAUUGUUGAUCGAACAAAGUAUGUAGGAGUUAUGUGGUAAAAUAGAAUGAUUUCAGUAUUGAUAUAA
Messenger RNA from Topomyia yanbarensis, 3267 nucleotides. RefSeq names its product leishmanolysin-like peptidase (gene Invadolysin). The transcript has 8 exons. Bases 634 to 2712 code for a protein of 692 amino acids. Gene Ontology annotation, molecular function: metalloendopeptidase activity. Gene Ontology annotation, biological process: cell adhesion; proteolysis. NCBI's taxonomy places the organism in Eukaryota, Metazoa, Arthropoda, Insecta, Diptera, Culicidae. Gene Ontology annotation, cellular component: cytoplasm; membrane. The record is from RefSeq and is a predicted model, not a curated record.